Molecule: messenger RNA, 1842 nt
Organism: Owenia fusiformis
Lineage: Eukaryota; Metazoa; Annelida; Polychaeta; Sabellida; Oweniidae
Source: the annotation of a GenBank genome assembly
GCUGUUUGCUGCUCAGAUGGCGUCCAUUGUUGCCCAUCAGGAACAACUUGUGAUGUAUCAGCAGGAAAAUGUAACCGUGGCAACAGUUUUACAGAAGUGGUUCACUAAAGUUGAGGCUCAGCAAGUAAAGUCUAAAGAUGUGGAAUGCCCUGGUGGUACAGCCACAUGCCCUAAUGGCAGCACAUGUUGCAAACUUUCAUCUGGACAGUAUGGGUGCUGUCCAUUACCAAAUGCUGUUUGCUGCUCAGAUGGUUUACAUUGUUGUCCCUCAGGAACAACUUGUGGUGUAUCCGCAGGACAAUGUAACCUUGGCAACAGUGUUACAGAGUGGUUCACUAAAGUUGAAGCGAAUCCAGUAGAAUCUAAAGUUGUGAAAUGCCCUGGGGGGAAACAAGGAUGCCAAGAUGGUAACACAUGCUGCCUGUUGAAGACUGGACAGUAUGGUUGUUGUCCAUUGCCAAAGGCUAUAUGUUGUCUAGAUCGUCAACAUUGCUGCCCAGCAGGUUACAAGUGUAACACCGCCUCAGCCACAUGCUCCAAAGCUGACAAAACCCUUCCAUGGUUCAAUAAACUCGAAGCAUUCCCCCUUGAAGCAGACGUAAAUCAAGCUGUUGUUGAAAUCACACAAGAGCAGAACAUUCCAGAAGAUGUUGAAAUAGUCGGGCAGAGUGUUAAAUGCCCAGAUGGACAGUCAGAAUGUCCUAGUGGAAACACAUGUUGUCACCAGAAGACUGGCCAAUAUGGAUGCUGUCCACUACCUUCAGCUGUAUGUUGUGAUGACAAGAUACAUUGUUGCCCCAAUGGUUACACAUGUGAUCCCUCUGCUGGUACCUGUAAUGCGGGUCUACAGUCACUCCCUUGGGUGUUGAAGGAACCAGCCAGAAAAUCUGAGCCUAAUGUUCUCUGUGGAGACAGUAAGACAUCCUGCCCUGGAGAAGAUACAUGCUGCAUGCUUUCUGAUGGCACAUAUGGAUGUUGCCCACUAAAAAAUGCUGUGUGUUGUUCUGAUCACCUCCACUGCUGUCCACAGGGCUCCACAUGUGAUCUCAAAUCAGGCAAGUGUACACAGGGAAAGAUCAGCAUACCAUGGGUAAACAAGGUACCUGGGAUUCCAAAAUCUCCUGUAGAGAACAAUGCCCCUGGGAAGACUGAACCUGCUGUGGCAUCUGUAAUGUGCCCUGAUGGAGAACAUGAGUGUGCAGAUGGCAACACAUGCUGCCAAUUACUCAGUGGAAGAUGGGGUUGCUGUCCAUUCCCUCAGGCUGUUUGCUGUUCGGACCACUUCCAUUGUUGCCCCAAUGGCUACAUCUGUGAUUAUUCAAGGAGUACCUGUGAUAGAGGCCACCAAUCUCAACAACUUAUUCGUCUCCAGAGAAUACCUUAAGAUGAUGCAGUUUUAGAGAUAGGAACAGUCCAGCCAUGAUAUGCUCACUUAAAACAAACAAUUGUUGUGUAUAUAUUAUGUACAGAUACUCUGUAUAUAAAGUUGGUGCGUAGACACUGUAUAAAAGCCUUUCGUUUUACAGUUUCAAGAAUUAUGGAUUAACUUCUAGAAGUGAAAAUGAAGCUCAGAAGCAUGAUAGUUCAAACCUUGGACAGGAAAUAGUUUGGGCUUUUACAUGUACAAUUGCGUAUGAAUUUAGUGACUGGUGUUUGGGUGUUACUUGUAUGGAAGCACAGACAAUGUAUAGUAGUUCAUAUGGGUAGCUUCGUAUGCAGGGUCUACCAUAAUUGGUGAGACUUCUGUCCCAUAACUGGAGACUUGAUUUUAUUGGCAUUAUUGAAAACUUGCCCAUAAUUGGUGAGACUUGUGUAACUUAAUAGAGAACACAUUGCCCAUAA